Messenger RNA from Diorhabda sublineata, 4206 nucleotides. Its product is annotated as probable RNA-binding protein 19. NCBI's taxonomy places the organism in Eukaryota, Metazoa, Arthropoda, Insecta, Coleoptera, Chrysomelidae. Gene Ontology annotation, molecular function: mRNA binding. The record is from RefSeq and is a predicted model, not a curated record. The transcript has 14 exons. The coding region runs from base 80 to 2653 and encodes 857 amino acids. Gene Ontology annotation, cellular component: nucleus; ribonucleoprotein complex; cytoplasm.
GAUAUAAGAUUUAAAACUCUGGCAUGUGAAAAAUAUAAACAUAACCUAUUUUUAAACUAAAGUAAUAGAAAUCUACAUCAUGUCCCGUUUGAUAGUGAAAAAUCUUCCCAAAAAUGCAACUGAACAAUCUGUAAAACAGUUAUUUAGUCAAAAGGGAACCAUCACUGAUAUUCAAUUAAAAUACACCUCGGAUGGUAAAUUUAGAAAGUUUGGUUUUGUGGGAUAUCAAAAAGAAUCCGAGGCCGAGGAAGCAAUAAAAUCUUUUCAUAACACUUAUAUCAACACAAGUAAAAUAACAGUGGAAACCUGUAGCACAUUAGGGGAUAAGAAUAAACCAAGAUCUUGGAGUAAAUAUGCGCCUGAUAGUAAAGAAUUCAAGAAAAAUAACAAAACUACUAUCAAAGAAGACAUUCCUGAACAGAAAAAAGUUAAACCAAAAAAGGAAAAGAAAGUCGACGCAACUGAACAGUUGUUGGAAAAGUAUAAAGACGAUCCAUUAUUUGAAGAGUAUUUACAAGUUAGUCAUCCAAAGGAAAUUGAGAAAUUUCAAAAAUUGAAACAAAUUCGUAAAGAUGAAUGUGAAAACGAAACUGAAAACAAUUUAAAUGAAGAGAAUGAAGUAUCCAACAGUGAAAACGAUUGUAGUGCAGAUAAAAUUGCAAAUAAGCAAAUAUCUGAUUUAGAAUAUAUGAAAAAACUUAUAGCAGGUGGUACCGAGAAAAAACCAAGAGAAAAAAUGAAGAAAAAGAUAAAGGAAAAAAUAAAAUUGUUCACUGUGAAGCUUCGUGAUUUACCUUACAAUAUAAAGAAGAGAGAUAUAAAACAAUUUUUCAAACCAGUUUCAUGUUAUAGCAUAAGGGUACCUAGGAAUAUACAUGGCAUAGCAUUUGUGGGGUUUAAAACUGAAAAAGAAUUGAAUAAAGCACUAGUCAAAAAUAGGAGUUUUAUAAGUGGAAAACAAGUAUCAGUGGCAAAAUAUACAACUAGCGAAGAAAAAUCUCAAAGUGAUAAUACACUUCGGAAUAUUUCUAAAAAUAAAUGGCAAACACAAGAGGAAGCUAUCAAAAAUGAGGAAAACAUUGGGGAAUCCGGAAGAAUUUUUAUUAGGAAUUUAGCAUAUACUACCACUGAGGAAGACAUAGAAAAACUGUUUUCAGAAUUUGGUCCAUUGACUGAAGUAAAUUUACCUGUAGAUGCCAGUACAAAACAAAUGAAAGGUUUUGGUACUGUAACAUAUUUACUGCCAGAACAUGCAGUUAAAGCCUAUUCACAAUUAGACGGUUACAUCUUACAUGGAAGAAUGCUUCAUCUUCUUCCUGGUAAAAAUAAAGACACGAAUGAUGAAGAUUUGGAAGAUACAAACAACUAUAAAAAGAAAAAAUCGGCAAAACUUAAAGCGCAAGCAGGUUCAUCUCACAAUUGGAACUCGUUAUUUUUGGGACACGAUGCAGUAGCCGAAGUAAUUGCAGAUAGUUUUGGUACUACUAAAGAAGACGUUAUUGGACCAGAUGGUAAAGGAAGUGCCGCCGUACGACUUGCCCUUGGGGAAACCCAAAUUGUUGCUCAAACUAGAAAGUAUUUGGAACAACAAGGGGUUAUCUUAGAUGCAUUUAAUAAUGCAGUAGUAAAAAGAUCAAAAACUCUGAUAUUAUUAAAGAAUUUACCAUCGAAGACCGAAGUUAAAGAAAUUCGUGAAAUUUUCGAAAAGCAUGGAGACGUAGGAAGGGUUAUUUUACCACCUAGUGGCAUUACAGCAAUUGUUGAAUUUUUGGAACCAUCUGAAGCCAAAAAAGCUUUUAGCAAAUUGGCUUACACGAAAUUUAAGAAUAUGCCUUUGUACCUUGAAUGGGCUCCUGAUAAUAGUUUGACAGACCCCAAAACUAAUCAAAAAGUGGAAUCAACAAAUGGAGCAGGCGUGCAAGAACUCACUAAGGAAAAAGAAAUUGAGGGAGACAUAAGAGAAGUGGAAGAAGAAGAAGAGGAACCUGAACCAGAUACGACGCUUUUUGUGAAAAAUUUGAAUUUUAAAACUACAGAUGAACAACUGAAACAACAUUUUGUGGCUUGUGGUAAAAUUCAUUAUGCUAAUGUUGCCUCAAAGAAGGAUCCCAAAGAUCCUAAUAAGACGUUAUCGAUGGGUUACGGUUUUAUUCGGUUUGUACAUAAGGCUAGUGCAGAUAAGGCUUUAAAAACCCUACAACAGAGCGUGUUGGACGGAAAAUCAUUGGAAUUGAAAAGAUCCGAGAGGACAUUUAAAAAUGAAGUACAAACAACAAGAAAAGUAAAUAAGGCGACAAAGCAGACGGGCUCAAAAAUAUUAGUCAGAAAUGUUCCUUUCCAAGCUAAAAAAAAGGAAAUAGAAGAAUUAUUCAGUACAUUUGGAGAAAUUCGUGCGUUAAGAUUACCUAAAAAAAUGGCUGCUGGAUCGGAUAGUCACAGAGGAUUUGCCUUCAUCGAUUACACAACAUCAUCAGAUGCAAAGGCUGCAUUUGAAGCUCUUUCCCAAAGUACUCAUUUGUAUGGAAGACGUUUGGUACUUGAAUGGGCUGCUACGGAAGAAGGAGUAGAUGAAAUUAGAAAAAGAACAGCUAGUCAUUUCAAUCCAGAAGUGGAGACUAAGAAAUCAAAGAAAAGUGUUUUCAACAUGGAAUAAUUUGUAAAUUAUACAAAUAUUUUACAAUAAUUUUUUUUUAUUCAUUCCUAUUAUAUAAAUUCCGAGUAAAUAAAAUAGGAAUUUGCAGAAAGAAAAAGUUUUCUUUUGAUAGAACUGACAACCCUCUAAGUAUGUUGAAAGGCGGUGCAUUUGUUCUAUAUAUAGAGAUAAAUAACACCACCAAAUUUUGAGUUUAUAUCUCACAUAUAUAUCUUUUGAGUUAUGGCAUUUUAAAGUUUUGUUGGAUCUCAAUUUCCAAGUCUUGGAUAGUGCCGAGUAAAACUUAGAAUGGAAAAAAUAUUUACUUAUUAGACACCCAAUCUUGGUAAAUUUUUUAAGGUAGGUAUUAGGAAUCGAAAAUAAAUAUAUAUAUCAGAACCCUAAGUUGAACAUAAAAUAUUAUAAAAAAAUCAUAUUUUGGACUUUUUUAAAUCUUAAAAACACAAUCAUGGCUCAACGUAAAGUUAAAUAUCACAAAAAGGGAAUAAGAGAAUCAAUACUUAAAUUAUCUGCAUGAAAUGAGCUUCAAUUUAAUAAAAUUUUAGUGUAUUUUAUUUCUUCUAAGUAUUAAGGCAAUUGCAAGUUUCGAUAAAUUAAUUACAAGCAAUGUGAAAGUUCAAUAUUUACUUUAAUUAAAGGCUUUGAAAGCUGAUGAUCCAUUUUCAAUUAAUUUUAUGCACUGAUUGAUAUGUUCUUCGUGUCGAGUUGUGAGGAGGCUCAACCACUGCAAGUAUGUGCGGAAUUUACACAUUACAUAUGUCAUCUUGUUUUGACCUGUAAAAUGAGGGGGAUGGUCCGGCAGGAUAAAGAAAUUUUACUGUUACGUCUCUAUAUUCUUCGGCAGCAUUUGUUAUUGUUCCAAAGAACUAGAGACUCUCAUAUUUACAAGCAAUAUAGUGAUAGGGGUACAAACUUUCUUUUACAUUUAAAGUCAAGUAUUGAUUCACUUUGCUUCUAAUGUCGCAGAAGAUUCCAAGGGUCUGAAGUUGUGAAAAUCUCUUGUACCUGGAAGAGUAUUCAGGUUUUCAAAACAUGUUUCAAGUUGUCCGCAACUGUUAUUGCUGAUUCUUUAGAAAUAGAGUGGAAAUUUAUUUUUGAAAUGUUUGAUUUACAAAAGUUUUUAAAGGGAGUUGUAGUCAGUAUUUGGUCUUGAAGAGGCGUUUGAAGACUUUCAAAUUUCUUUACACCUUUUAACAGUUCUUCCUAUACCAUCCCAUUCUGUUUUGCAGUAUAUAUCAAUUUUUCUUCAAUUCCUUAUGCUUAUUAGAACUAACCUUAAAAAUUUCACCAAGAUUGGGUGUCCAAUAAGUGAAUGAGAAUUUUUUAACAUUCUAAUAUAAGUUUUAGUCAGCACUAUCCAAGGCUUGGAAAUUGAGUAACAACAAAAUUUGGUGGUGUUAUACAUCUCUAAAUAUAACAAAUGUAUAAAGUUUCAUAAGAAUUCAAAGUGUAUCGUGAAAAAAUUAUUCUUUUUUGUUUAAAUUGAUGUGGAAUGACAUUUUAAUCAUUCAUAUAAAGCUUCAAAUGUUAUCAGAAAAGUCAGUUUUAAUACA